CCCCUCUGAAAUCGUAGCAACCCUUUCGCGACAGCGCGCAAAUAAAAAUGGCGAAUCGCGACCGAUUCGCGAUGGUUUAGUGUUUUGCACCCGAUAACCGCGAUUUUUGCACGGAAAAUCACCGAAAAAUAUGACAAUAUAAGAAUAUCUUCGUGAAAAAUGAAUUUUCCUCCGUUCGGUAGUCAUUUUUCAACCGCUAUACCCUCGAUCCACCAGUUCGCUGCCAAGUUUACGCAGGACAAUUCACUAUGCACCACCCAAGAUAACAAUAGAUACACGGCCAAUGGGGUGCCUUCAUUCACGCAACAUCACCCAGCCACCCAGCAGCAAAUGCUGACUUCUGGAAAGUACCAGGGGAACUACAUGAACCAGAGCCUGUAUGGACAUCAAUCAAAUGUUAGGCAAGAAAAAAGAACUAGCUAUGAACAUCAAGAUUUGGCUCAGGAAUUGUGUGCUGUCAUGCUUCACCAAAAUCAGCAACAGCAGGAGAAACAGAAGAUAAAACAAGAUGAAAACGACAGAAGAUCUCAACAACACAAUCAACAAAUUCAACAACAGCAAAAUUUGAACCAAAACCAAUCGAUAAACACAACAACAGCGAUGCCAAGUGCCUGGCAAAGUUUGGCAACGCCUGGCUCCACAGUAGCCGACUACCUAUCUCACCUACCAGCUUCAACUUUACCGCUAAGUUUGCACCAAUUUCUAAAAUAUUCUGCUGAAAGCAUAAAAAAAGAGAGCGCACAACAAUUAAACAUGCAAAAUAAUUCCGAGGCAAAUUUAAAUUUGCUGCCAAAUAACGCUUUAGGUAUUAACGGUUUAAGUGUCAACAAUUUAAAUACCAAUAUACUGAGUACAAAUAGUAAUAAUUUGUCGAAUGGCGCAAUAAAUGGACUCGGUAACCUGUCCACCAUCAACACUGCCCAACUUGCACAAAGUAAUAUUACUAGUAAUGUUAGUAGUAAGAAGAAGAAAAAGAAGAAGCCUGAAAAAGAAAAAAAGCCUAGACCUAAGCCUGGCGAAAUCCGUCUAACAACGGCCCUGGACGGCUCCACCCUCUACUGCUGCCCGGAAUGUCACAUGGCGUACCCGGAAAAAGAGCUCCUAGAGCAACACUUAGUGGGACACACGUUGGAACGCCGAUUCGUGUGCGACAUAUGCGGCGCAGGAUUAAAACGCAAAGACCAUUUGACUCGCCACAAACAAUCGCACAACCCAGAACGGCCGUACGUCUGCACGGUGUGCCUGAAAGCUUUCAAACGCAAGGAGCAGCUUACUUUGCAUUUCGUCAUUCACUCCGGGGAAAAACGACACGUUUGCUCCGAGUGCGGUAAGGGUUUCUAUCGGAAGGAUCACUUAAGGAAACACACGAGGUCACACAUCGCGCGUAGGGUUAAGGCCGAGCUCUCCCAGCAAGGAAACGCGCCGGCAACGUUGCAUUUAGGCUUGGCAACGUCGAACAAUAAUACCGUAACUCAAACUAUUCAUUCAUAAAAAUGCACUGCUGUCUAAUAACAAGUAGUGACUACACUGAAAGAAAUAUUUUGGUAAAAUUAUCUGUUUCAGAACUGUUUUUGCGGAGCUAAUCUCUAACUCGUUCCGGGAAAUCUUUAUAAUACCUAAUUCGGCAUGCGCAUACAAUUUUGAGUUCAAAUUAUAAAAUGCGCAUGCAGCCUGAACUAGUUCUGGUUUAGCACAGCGAAAACAGCUAUACAAUGUCUGCGUAUAUUGUCUAUAUACAUUAGGGUGUCCCUUAUUUUUAUUUUUUACGCAUACCCUCUAAUUAUAUAUAUUACGUGUUUAUAUACUCCCAGUAAAAAUGUCGGCUCAUUCUAUGAACGGGAACCCGUGCCGACUUGCAUCUGAACCCACCGUUAGCCAACGUUAGGCGAGCGGUAUUUUGUAACACGGUUGGUCGCGAGGUCUUCGAUCGUAAAGCUGGAUUUAUAAACUAUAAAUCCGACUUUUCAUUUUGUGUUUGUUAUUAUGUGACCCUUAUAUUAUAAAUUAUUGACAAAUGUUAAAAUAUAGUUUUAUUUAUGUGUAUACUUUGAUAAAAAUGUAUAUUUUCACAGGGAGUGGCUAGUAACCCGGAAGGGUCUGGUGAAUAGGCCGUAAACUCUGAAAUUGAUAAACUUAAUGGGAUUUACUCUAAAUAACUAAAAUAGUCUAUUGUGAGAGAUGACUACCGAAAACUUAUUGAACUGUCUGAAAUAUUUUUGGGAGGACAUCAAGAAAAGAAAUGCUUAUAAAAAGCUGAAAUUUCAUAUAACACUAUAUUUUAGCAAUACUAAUUAGUAUAUUAAUAUAUUUAAGGGAUAAAAUCAACUAAAUUAGUGAAACAAAUGAUAGAAACAAAAGCAAUAAUAUUAAUUAGUAUUCAUAUUUAAUAAAAUCAUUAGAAAAAUACAGUCAUGAAGUGUAUCUUCUUUUUAAAGUGUUUCGUGUUACAAAAUACCCCGCGCGCCUAACGUUGGCUAACGGAGGGUUUAGAUGCAAGUCGGCACGGGUUCCCGUUUAUAGAAUGAGCUGAAAUUUUUACUGGGAGUAUAUAAACAAGUAAUAAAUAUAAUUAGAGGGUAUGCGUAAUAUACAUAUAUUGUCUGUGUAUAUUGUCUACGAACUAUUUUCCUUUAUAAUCAAAGGAAAGAAAUUUUGUAUUUGCUCAAAUAUGUCUCGAAUUUUCCAUUUGUGGUUGAUUUUACCGAAAUGUUUCUUUGGUGUAUAGAGUUAAUACCCAACAAUUUAACUAGAGGUGUUUGGACGUACUAUAUUUCCUUAGAUUUUUAUCGGAUUCCUGUCAAAAUUUUUAGGCUGUGAAAAUUUAUAGUUAGUUAGGAUAUAAAAAUUCGAAACUUUUAAAAAAAGUUGGCUUCGUGGUGAUAUGUAGAUAUGAUUAGGUAAAAUUAUCCAAAUUAAAUGGACUGUAUUUGAGAAUCGAAAUAAAUUGUUGGGUAUUAUACAGGGUAAUCAGAAACUCUACUGUCAAACAAAAAUUUAAAUUUAUUAUGGGCGAUUUCAUGCCCAUUUGACAUCAUGCAAAAUAGAUUUCUAGAGGAUAGCUCUUUGGAUAUAACACCAUGAUAUUAUUAUUUUUAAUUAACUGGUUUAAAAAGGCAGAUACAAGAAGAACCAGAUAAAUCAUUUCAUAGAAUUAUUAUUAUUAUUAAAUUCUUUUAAACAGUUCAUUGAUGUCAAACAUUACAAAGUUAUAAACUGCCUGGAAAGUGUUGCUAAGCUAUAGGUACUGAUACUAUUAUAAGAAAUUUUCCGGACUGUGAAAUAAAUAUUUUUUUACAAAUGAGCAUAGGAACCUACAAUCGUUUAACAUUUUUCGUUUGACAGAAAAUUUUCUGGACCUGUAUUUCUUUUUGUUCCAUAUUUUUUCACAGAGUAUUACGUAGCUUCACUCUAGUCAUAACAAGGUCACAAUGAUUGUGAAAAAGACUACCUCAAGAUUAUGAUUUUUUAUUGUGAUAAACAUGUAAAAGUUAUUGAAAAAAAAUGCUCUGUGUAAAUACAUUUGAGUUGAUGGUACAAAAUUUUGCUUUAAAGAAAUAGUACAAAACUGUUAGUUUAUUUUAUAUAACAUUUUUAUUUAUUUAUUAUAAUAUUUUCAACACAUUGUUUACAAGAUACCUAUUUUGGCUUUAUUUUAUCAAAUUGUACUUAAUUUUAAAUACACAAAUGCAAAAUUUACCAAAAUACUGUUGUUUAUACCUUGGUUAAUAUUUUUUUAUAU
This is a messenger RNA of Brassicogethes aeneus, 3739 nucleotides long. The record is from the annotation of a GenBank genome assembly. NCBI's taxonomy places the organism in Eukaryota, Metazoa, Arthropoda, Insecta, Coleoptera, Nitidulidae.